Messenger RNA from Ahaetulla prasina, 4018 nucleotides. Its product is annotated as zinc finger protein RFP-like. Gene Ontology annotation, molecular function: zinc ion binding. The record is from RefSeq and is a predicted model, not a curated record. The transcript has 7 exons. The coding region runs from base 2095 to 3492 and encodes 465 amino acids. Lineage: Eukaryota; Metazoa; Chordata; Lepidosauria; Squamata; Colubridae.
GAAACUUUUAUGAAGGGGCGAGCACAAGGGCCCCUCCGUGCCUACCGUCCCUGGCCAGAUCACUGUGAGAAGCGCCUCGAGUCCUCCUGGUGCCUCCGCUGAACUAGACCCACCAAUCUAUUUCUGACCUGGAAGGAAGACGUCCGCCCCCCCCCCGCCCCGCCGCCGCUCCUCCUCCUGGCAGCCCCCCCCCGUUACUCCAGGAAGGCCAGGAAAAGAGGAGGAGCCCCCGAAACGUUUUAAAGCUGAAUCGGGGGCAUCCCAAGCCACAAAGCUCAGACCAACGUGUCUCAAACCUGCCAACUUUGCAACUGGUGGAGUUUCUUUCUGCAUCUUUUCAAGGGCUGAGCUUAUUUUUUGGCUGGGAAAUUCUGGGGCUCCCAAAUCCAUACAUCUUGAAUAGAAUAGAAUAGAAUAGAAUAGAAUAGAAUAGAAUAGAAUAGAAUAGAAUAGAAUAGAAUUUAUUGGCCAAGUGUGGUUGGACACACAAGGAAUUUGUCUUCCGUGCAUAGGCUCUCGGUGUACAUAAAAGAAAAGCUACGUUUAUCAAGAAUCAUAAGGUCCAACACUUAAUGAUAGUCACAGGAUACAAAUAAGCAAUCAGGAAACAAUAUCAAUAUAAAUCAUAAGGAUACAAGCAACAAAGUUACAGUCAUACAGUCAUAAGUGGGAGGAGAACCAUGAGAAGAUUAAUAGUAGUGCAGACUUAGAAAAUUUAGUAAAAAGAAACACUGGCUGAGAUUGUGCCGGUAUUGUACCACCAGAAGUAUUUCAGAAACAAUCCUGAUACAAGACAGCCAGUCUGUGUGUUUAACAUGGGGACAUUUAUCAUACAUAGAUAUCAAUAAAUGCAUUUCAAUCAAUGGAUGCUUCGCAGGAGGGUUCAAACUCCCCCGGGGGCUUUACACACCGAAGGAGAAUGUCCUGUCCUCUGGGCAAAGCUGAGAAGGUUUCAAGUCCAUUUGUGACCAUCAUCCUCAAAUUGCCUGUGUGUCCAAGUUUGAGAACUUGGUUUAGUGUAAUGUGUGAAUCUGGAAUGCUGUAAAGAUGAGCAUUCACUAGAAGGAUUUCACCCUGAAAACUGCAGGAAACACAACCAGAUGAAUAAUUCAAUUUUAUUGUAAAGCUUUAUUUUAUUUUAUUUUAUUUUAUUAUUUUAUUUUAUUUAUUAUUGCAAAGAACAUUGUAAAUACUGAAUUCUUAUACACACACACACCCCAAACAAACUUUUGCUCUACGGGCCAAGAAACUAGGGAUGAAGGUUCAAGUGGUUUUCUAGAUUUUUGCAGGAAAGAUGUGGAAGCUGGAAAUUUAGGGUACCUCAGAUGAUAGAUACAUCCAGAACAACUGAAGACUGAAAAAGCCAACGUUUGUAAGCAGAUGUUUUCUAGUAUGAUACAGACUAGAAACGCCUUAAACUCCACUGGGUCAACUAUGGGACCCCCCAAGAAGUUUUUCUUGGCUUCCUCCAGGUUGAAUUGAAACCAAAAUCUGACUUCUAAUAGCUGAGAAGUUCUGUAGGGCUAAUUAUGAGGGGUGGCAGCAGGUUGGAAGACCCUGAUCUCCAGCUCCUCUCCUUGCAAAUCUCUGUACCUUUAUGAGCAAGUGAUCCAAUACCUGAAGCAGGUGAGCUGUUCUUUUAACUUCCCUCCAGGCCAAGGCCCUUCACCUGUUUCUCUUAAAGGGCUGGAAAUGGGGCCUGUUCCAAACGCAGAACUCAAAAGGAGCUUUGAGAAAAACCUGGAGAGACUCAGCUGCAGAAACCCAGAGAGGACCUUUGUGGGGGGAAAAGCCCAGGAGGCUGACAUGAAUGUUUCCCCCCCUCCAGCUCCAACCUGCAAUAAAAGGGGCUCAUGAAAACUCAACUCCCCCCAGAGGACUCAAACCUAAGGCUGCAGGACGAUUCUGCUCCCAGCAGGACCAGUCCUGGAGAGAGAUCCAGGAGGGGUUUAACCAAAUAAUUAGGAGCUCAUUGGCAGAGAGGAAAUCACCAAAGGCUCUUAUUUAUUGGAGGGGUGAUUGUGGAAGCUAUAAGGAAGCAGCCUGAUCCAUUUUUGAGAAACAGGGUGGGGGGGCAUUUUUGGUGAAGGCACAAUGGAUACGGGAAAGAUCUCAGAAUACCUUCCCGAUGCAGCUACCUGUACUUUAUGCAUGAAUGUGUUCCACGACCCGGUGACUUUAACCUGUGGCCAUAACUACUGCCACGCUUGCAUCCAGACGCACUGGGGAGGGGCUCAGAGCAACGUGGUUUGCCCUCAGUGCCAGCAGAGUUUCGAGAAUGUGACCCUGACGGCCAACAGGCAACUGGGCAAUGUUGCCUGGCUCAUCAAGAAGCUGCAAGACAAGGGAGUGUUGAAAAAACCCAACCGGGGAGUUUGCGAGGCCCACAAACAGCGGCUGAUAGUCUUCUGCCAAAAGGACCAGGCUCUCCUCUGCACCGAGUGUCAGAAGUCCCAGGAUCACACGGACCAUGUCCUGGCUUCUCUGGAAGGAGCAGCCCAAACCGCCAAGACUGAAGUCCGAGUGCUUCUGGACCUUCUGAAAAUUCAGAAAGCCCACAUCCGAGACAGCUUUUCAAACGGGCGAAUGGAAAAAGAAAACCUGGAGAAACUUAUGGACCGUGACAGUCAGAACUUUAGCUCGGGAUAUAAGGAGGUGUAUGAGAUGGUGAAGACGGUUCAGACGGACCAGAUGAGGACAGCCAAAGGGAUCGGUGAGGAGAUCGAGCAAGAACUGAGCAUCCUAUCUAAGAACCACCACGAAGUCCGGGCCUUCGUGAAGGAGCUGGAGAGGAAGUUUGAAGAACCUGCUUAUGAAUUCCUGAAGGAUAUCAAAGAGGUGAAGGCCAGGUGCAAAGAACUUCUGGUUCAGCGUCCCGAAGGACUCUUCCCUCCCUUCAAAGAGAAAAUGUGGGAUUUCUCCCUCAGAAGUCUUUUUGUGCACAAUACGUUGAAGAGGUGCAAAGAUGCCCUUCCGCUGGUAUCCGUGUGGGAAAGAGCCGACGUGACUAUGGACCGCCUGACUGCUCAUCCCCACCUGCUGCUGUCUGCCUCCAAGAAGAUCGUGACCCACGAUGCCACCCCCAGCGGCCUGCUCCCUGGCCGCCGGGCUUUCGACACCAUGCCCUGCAUCCUGGCAGAGAAGGGGUUCACAGCAGGGCGGCACUGCUGGCAGGUGGAGGUGACCUCGAGUGGGCAGGGCUGGGCCUUCGGGGUGAUGAAGGACUCAGUUUGCAGGAAGGGGCCGGUGGCCAUCUCCGCGGACGAAGGCAUCUGGGCGCUGCUGCCUGAGCACCUGCCCCCUGCCGAGCCCAAGUCUGGCACCUGCCGCUUCCGCCUCUACCUGGACUACGAGGGUGGUACUGUCCAUUUCUUUGAUGUGGCAACGCGGGAGCCGGUGGUGCUGCUCUCCUACGCUGUCUUCCUGGGCGAGAAGAUCUUCCCCUUCUUCAAGCUGGAGGAACCCAACUCCCAGAUGUACAUUGUGCCCUGAGUGCGGCCGCACCUAGGGGUGGGGGAGGUGGGGGCUGGCAGAGGUCUCCUGCCCGAGGGCGCUUUAGGUCUUUUAACACAGGGGUGGGGCGGGGAGAUUUGGCACAAUUCGGAAAAUGCAAUGAAUAAAGGUGAUUACGUUUUUAAUCCCAGAGUUUGAGGGUAUUUUCUUUCCCCCUGGGAGCAGGGCCAUGGUGGAAGAACAGGUGGGGCCGUCAGCCAGCUGGAGUUGCCCUUUCAGGGGAGGGAGGAGCAUGUGGGGGGGCUGCUGGUCCUCUAAUGGGGGAGCCCCCAUUGCACCAGCUGCAGUGCCUGCCUUCUUCCUCCCUCUGGCAGAUGAAGGGGUUGCGACCCCCGUCAGCAACUUCUUGGCUUCUGUCCUGACCGGACCCUCUGGGCUCGACUCCUGGGAGGACCGGCAGGAAACCCCCAGGCCACUCAAGGGGGGCGAGCCUUCGGCCAGAGGGGAGGCACCUUCUGGGUUCUGGGGGCUGCCCCCCUUUCAUCCAAUGGAGAUGAAUGGAAGU